Molecule: messenger RNA, 2245 nt
Organism: Tigriopus californicus
Lineage: Eukaryota; Metazoa; Arthropoda; Copepoda; Harpacticoida; Harpacticidae
Product: sodium-dependent proline transporter-like
Exons: 5
Coding region: 42-2144 (700 amino acids)
Biological process (GO): sodium ion transmembrane transport
Cellular component (GO): membrane
Molecular function (GO): glycine transmembrane transporter activity
Source: RefSeq, a predicted model, not a curated record
GAGAAAAAAGCGAUAUCCACUCACAUCAUCAUCAUCGAACCAUGUCUAGUUACUAUUCUCACCAUCAAGGCGGAGGAGGUGGCGGGAGCAAUCGUGGCCCGCACUACAGUGCCAACAGCUAUCCUAGUUACCCCAACUACGGGUAUACCACGGACAGUCACCACGAAAUGAGUGAAUACAACGGAAAAGGCACCUACAGCUCCCGGGGCUCCAAAGACAAUGUAUAUUCACCUUACGACAGUGCUAUUGGAAUCUCAGGCGGAGCCUCACAUCACGUGAGGACAUCCUCCAUGGCCUACGGCAACGGGAGCCGUGCCAGGGCCCCCCCACCUCCCGUCGAUUACGAGGAUGAAGAGGAGGAUCGAGGACAUUGGGGCUCAAAGGCCGAAUUUCUACUCUCCUGCAUCGGCUUCUCGGUUGGAAUUGGCAAUGUCUGGAGAUUUCCGUACCUGGCCUACUCGAAUGGAGGCGGUGCCUUCCUCCUGCCUUAUGUGAUUCUUUUGAUCUUCGUGGGCAAGCCCCUGUACUACAUGGAGACCGCCAUGGGGCAAUUCUCGCGCACCAGUUCACUCCACGUGUGGCGAUGUGCACCCAUCAUGCAAGGGGUGGGUUAUGCCAUGAUCGUGUUGUCGCUCAUCGUGGCCAUCUACUACAAUGUCAUCAUGGCCUAUUCUAUCAUCUACAUCGGAGCUUCCUUCACGGGCAUCGCCAAUGAGCUACCUUGGACAUAUUGCGGUGAAUGGUGGGGCGCAGAUGAGAAUUGUGUGGUGGUGUCCAAUGUAACGGACAAGUCUUUUGUAGGCCUUGCGCGAUGUCGACCAACUCUGGGUAUCACCGAGAACUGUACCAAAUUUCAAACCUCCAGCGAACAAUUCUGGGAGAAAUAUGUCUUGAAUAUCACCGAUGGCUUGGGCGAAUUUGGCGAUUUGGGCGGAUUCAAAUACGAUCUCCCUCUGGCAUUGCUUCUGUCCUGGAUCGUGGUAUUCUUAUGUUUGAUGAAAGGCGUCAAAUCGAGCGGAAAGGUGGUUUAUUUCACCGCCACAUUCCCGUACCUCAUCCUCAUCGCUCUAUUGGUCCAAGGAUGCCUCCUUCCCGGAGCAGCUGAGGGUUUGGCCUACUUGUUCAUCCCUGAUUUUAGCAAGCUCCUCACUGUGAACCCUUGGAUCAAAGCGGCGGAGCAGAUGUUCUUCUCCCUGGGCAUCUCUUGGGGCGGCCUCAUGAUGUUUGGGUCCUACAAUAAGUUCCACAACCGGAUCGAUUACGACGCGGCCUUUGUGUCCGUUGUGGAUUUUUGCACCUCGCUCAUUGCUUCCGUGGUGAUCUUUUCCGUUCUCGGCUUCUUGGCCAAGGAGCUGGAUGUUCCGGUUGCAGAUGUGGCUAAAGGUGGACAAGGCCUGGCUUUUGUAGUGUAUCCGGAGGCUUUGGCUCGAUUACCUUUACCGUGGCUGUGGGCGGUCUUGUUCUUUUUCAUGCUGUUUCUCUUGGGAUUGGACUCUGAGUUUGCACUUCUGGAAACUGUUUUAACCAUCCUCUACGACGGGGUUCCAUUCUUUCGACGGAACAAGGUCAAAACCACCUUCGUCGCCUGUUCAUGUUGCUUCCUUCUUGGAUUGCCAUGUGUGAGCUUCAGUGGUCAAUUCGUCCUCGACAUCAUGGACACAUAUGGAGCCGGAUUCGCUGUGCUAUGGACCGCCUUUUGGGAGGUGGCUGGCUUGAUGUGGGUCUACGGGGUCAUGAAUGUCUGCAAGGACUUCAAGUUGAUGCUGGGAAGCGAGCCUGGGUGGUACUGGAAAAUCUGUUGGGCUGUCAUCAGUCCCAUCUUCUUGGUGGUCAUUUUCCUCACCGGGAUCUUUACUUGGGAAGAACACAAGUACAGCGACGUGGUUCCCUACCCUUCUUGGGCGUCCAGCAUUGGUUGGUUCUUGGUGGCGCUCUCGGCCAUUCAAAUCCCUCUUUGGGCUAUCAUCACGACUAUUCAUUACGCCAUCAAAGGCAAGUUGAGCCAAGUGAUCAAGCCCACUUCCGCCUGGGGACCCGGUGACAAGGCCGUUCGAAGGGCCAUCCUGGACGAGCAAAGUGGGAUCGCUCGGACGGGUAAAUACACCUACGAUAACGACGCAAUGACGUACAAUUACCAUAUGUAGUGAUCAAAAUGGACCAAUCACUCCUUUUGGCGUGUCUUAGACGUGUAACACGUGGAUUUAUUAAAUAAGAUCUAGUAAGAAAAUGUAUGUUUAUAUGUUUG